This is a messenger RNA of Cannabis sativa, 1965 nucleotides long. RefSeq names its product probable dolichyl pyrophosphate Glc1Man9GlcNAc2 alpha-1,3-glucosyltransferase. NCBI's taxonomy places the organism in Eukaryota, Viridiplantae, Streptophyta, Magnoliopsida, Rosales, Cannabaceae. Gene Ontology annotation, molecular function: dolichyl pyrophosphate Glc1Man9GlcNAc2 alpha-1,3-glucosyltransferase activity. Gene Ontology annotation, cellular component: endoplasmic reticulum membrane. The transcript has 4 exons. The record is from RefSeq and is a predicted model, not a curated record. The coding region runs from base 325 to 1929 and encodes 534 amino acids. Gene Ontology annotation, biological process: protein N-linked glycosylation.
AUUGUAUAAUUGAAAAUAGCAAUACAUAGCUUAACGUUAGCUAAAUCUAUACAAAAUUGAGAUAAUUCGAGUUGAAAUAUUGAAAUUUACCAUAAGAUUUUUAAAAACGCUGUCGUUUUAUUAGCUUCGUCUUUAAGCUCUGCCUGAUUCACAGGGAUAUUUGAACGAGAUCGGAGCCACCCAUGGUGUCAGCAUCAACAGUAGAACCACUCAGCCACCCUCACCACGAAUUCUCAAUCGCCAUGAAAUCAUAUCAUCUCGUCUAAUUUGUGUUGUUUUGAAAUCUUCUUCGUGUUCGUCCAGAUCUUUUUACACAUUAGCUCCAUGGAAGAAGAGAGCAAUCAAAAGCUGGAUGUAGCUUUAAAAUGUUGUCACAACCCCAUUUCAGGGAUUUGGUGGUUCUUCGCCAUAGCCGCCUGCGUCAAGCUCCUUCUGAUCCCAUCAUACCACAGCACGGACUUUGAGGUCCACCGCCAUUGGCUAGCUAUCACAAAUUCUCUACCACUUUCGCAAUGGUACUUAGACGAGACCAGCCCUUGGACACUGGACUAUCCACCCUUCUUCGCUUACUUCGAACGCUUCUUAUCAAUCUUUGCUAAACUCGUCGAUCCUCAAAUUGUUGAUCUCCAAAAGGGUUUGAAUUAUAACUCAAAUACUGUAAUUUAUUUUCAAAGAAUCACUGUGAUUGUAUCAGAUUUAUGUCUUCUAUAUGGGGUUUUUAGAUUGACAAAGAAUUUAGAUUCAAAGAGGCGAAAAUCGAUAUGGGUAUUGGUUAUCUGGUCCCCAAUGCUUAUGAUUGUAGACCAUUUGCAUUUUCAGUAUAAUGGGUUUCUCCUUGGGAUUCUAUUGAUUUCACUUUCUUAUCUUGAGGAGGGAAAUGAUUUGAUGGGUGGUUUUGUUUUUGCGGUCUUGUUAUGUUUUAAGCAUCUUUUUGCUGUGGCUGCACCGGUUUACUUCGUCUACUUGUUGAGGCAUUAUUGUUGGGGAGGGAUUUUGAGGGGUUUUAGGCGGCUAUCGGCUAUGGGGACUGUGGUUGUGGCAGUUUUUGUAGCAGCAUUCGGGCCAUUUGUAUAUUAUGGGCAGAUACAACAAGUCAUCAGCCGUAUGUUUCCCUUUGGUAGGGGACUUUGUCAUGCAUACUGGGCACCAAAUUUUUGGGUGCUUUAUAUUAUACUAGAUAAAGGGCUUGCAUUCUUUUUUAGAAAACUCGGCUUCAAUAUUCAAACACCUGCAGCUUCUUUCACUGGUGGGCUUGUUGGGGAUUCUUCACCUUUUGCUGUUUUACCUCGGAUCGUUCCACUGACAACUUUCCUUAUGGUUCUCCUUGCUUUAUGUCCUUGCCUAGUUCAAGUUUGGAGAAAUCCACAGCCGAGGAAGAUUACAAGAUGGGUAGCCUAUGCUUAUAUGUGUGGGUUCUUGUUCGGUUGGCAUGUACACGAAAAGGCUUCACUUCAUUUUGUUAUUCCCCUUGCCAUUGUAGCAGUGCAGAGUAUGGAUGAUGCAAAGCAUUACUUCAUGCUAUCAAUAGUGUGCUGCUAUUCCCUCUUCCCACUUCUCUAUGAAGGUCAGGAGUACCCAAUAAAAGUUCUAUUGUUGCUACUACACUCCAUUCUGAUGUGGUUAGGAUUUUCUGCACUAUUUCAAAGUGGCAGAGCUGUGAAAACUUCUUCUCUUAAAAGGAAGGAACUAAAGACGAGUUCUAGUUCAUCAGCUCAGGGAGAAGAAGGGUUUAGUAUUGGCUUGAUUGAAAAAUGCUAUUUGACUGGCAUUAUAAUUGUUGAAAUUUGGGGUCAAUUUGUGCACCCUUUGGUUCUUGGUGACAAGUUUCCUUUUAUACCUCUGAUGUUAAUCUCUAUAUAUAGCACAAUAGGAGUUGUGUACUCUUGGAUUUGGCAGUUAAAGUGGAUUGUAAGAAGUGUUGGUUCAUAGUAUUCUCAUUCUUAACUACUCAAAAUUUAGUUUUUA